AUGCCUCAAGCAACAAUCACUGACCAGAGCUCUAUAGGUCCAGUAAGAGACUUUAUCGAGAAAACCACGGAGACUUUUACUGGAACACCAGUCUUUGGGGAUGAUGGCACCGCACACGUAGAACGCCUUCCUGGUGUUAAAAAAUACAUUGGCAGUGAUAAGGACGUUGAAGCAAAUUGGGAUGAACUUGUCCGCGAUAGGAUUUUCUAUGUCAGCGAGGAGGAAGCUAAGGCAUAUUUUCCACAUAAUUAUCAGGAAAUUUACUAUGAGAAAGGAAUGGGUUGGCAGUUUAGUCUUGAUGUGUUCCAUACUCUACAUUGUGUGAACCAAAUCCGUCUCACAUUGCGAAACAAAAACGAAGAUCCACAGUCUUUCCACAAUUACCAUAUUGAACACUGCCUCGAGAUCAUUCGCCAAGCGAUCCAAUGUCAUGCCGAUCUGACUCCUAUUCCAGGACAUGAGAUUCGCGGAUCAUCUCAGCGUAACGUAUCAUUCAAUCACUUCUUUGAUUCAGAUCAAACGCAUACCUGUCGGAAUAUCUGGACGCUGCGUAAGCUAAGGAGACAUCUCAACGAAGCUAGAAAGAAUAUGCCUUUUGCUGACAACAAUAUUUAG
Messenger RNA from Pyrenophora tritici-repentis Pt-1C-BFP, 615 nucleotides. Its product is annotated as DUF3328 domain containing protein. Gene Ontology annotation, biological process: mycotoxin biosynthetic process. NCBI's taxonomy places the organism in Eukaryota, Fungi, Ascomycota, Dothideomycetes, Pleosporales, Pleosporaceae. The record is from RefSeq and is a predicted model, not a curated record.